Gopherus flavomarginatus (Mexican gopher tortoise) is the source of this 1920-nucleotide messenger RNA. Its product is annotated as secreted frizzled-related protein 2-like. NCBI's taxonomy places the organism in Eukaryota, Metazoa, Chordata, Testudines, Testudinidae. Bases 1 to 804 code for a protein of 267 amino acids. Gene Ontology annotation, molecular function: Wnt-protein binding. The record is from RefSeq and is a predicted model, not a curated record. Gene Ontology annotation, biological process: non-canonical Wnt signaling pathway; negative regulation of canonical Wnt signaling pathway; canonical Wnt signaling pathway. The transcript is spliced from 4 exons.
AUGGGUUUUGACAUCAGAUUAUCCACUAAGUGUGUAGCAAUACCUAUGGAGAUGGGCAUGUGCCACAGCAUUGGUUAUUCUGAAAUGAGGCUUCCCAACCUGAUGGGACACACAAGUAUGGCAGAGGUUAUUCCAAAAUCUGCUGAAUGGCAGCACUUUGUGGAAACUGGCUGCCACCCUCAUGCAAGGACAUUCUUGUGCUCUCUGUUUGCACCAGUCUGCUUAGAUACCUUCAUCCAUCCUUGUAGGAGUAUGUGUGUCGCUGUUCGUGACAGCUGUGCUCCUCUGCUCCUCUGCCAUGGACUGUCUUGGCCUGACAGUUUGGACUGUGAUCGUUUCCCUGCUGAUGAGGAUAUGUGUCUAGCAUCUCUUAGCAAAGAAUACAAACAUAUUCAUAAAGAAUUGCCAAAGCCUAUAUGCCAGACCUGCCCAGCAGUGGAGGAAUUCUUUACACAGAAAAGAGUACUAGAUGUUUUCUGUGCGAACAACUUUGCGGUGAAGGUAAAGCUGUCCAAAAAGAGAAGAGUUUCUGGUGAUCAGGCGUAUAAUAUUGAAUGCCAGGUGGAACUCAUCAACCAGGGUUUGCUCUUGCCUUAUGAUACUCAGAACAUGGUACAACAGUGGUUGCUUAUGAAUGAAAAUUGUACUCAGAGGAUGACCCAAACCUACCGCCCCGUGGUGUAUCUCAUUGUGGGGAAUAUUGAGGAGGGUACCGUUUUAGUAAACCAAAUUUACCGCUGGCAGAGGAGGGACUCCCAGCUGACUUUGGCCACACGGAAGUGGAAACACCAUAAAUGUUUAUAAAUAUUUAUCUUGUGAUCCCUGAUACAUGUAAAAGGUGACUACACUCCUCUUACCAAUGCAAUUUUGUAAAUAGAAAUGUAUUAUAAAUGCAAUGUAAAGUCUUAAUGUAAUUUUUUAAAAAUAUGUUAUAACAGGUUGAAUUCAACCUGGGUAUAAGUGGACAUAAGUUCUGUGUGGUAAAUGGUGUUCCAGCCACUUUGGCCCAGCAUGUGUAAAUGUGUAUUCUCAGAUUGUUGUGAAAAAUCUUGCAUAAUAUGCAUAACCCUGUCAUAAAACACUUUCUUAUGCAAAUCAUAACUAUGAAUGCUUCUAAUGCUGUUUGAGGUGCUCAGCACCUCUGAAAAUCUGUCUACAGUUUCUUAAGUCUUCUGUAUUGCUCAUCACUGUAAUAUCUCAAUAUUGACUUUUACAUGGCUAACUGUGGUUUUAGGUGCCGAAUUUUAGGCACAUGCUUUGAUAAAAUUUGGCCUAGAUCUACACUAAUAAUCUACUUAAUUUCUUACACUGAUGGAGUGUUUUAAAAGAAGGUGGCCCUCUACUGGACAUUUCUAUAUGGAUAAAAUGGUUUCCUUUUCUGUCAAAUAGACAUCAGUUUGAGUGCCUCAGGGCCAAAGGACCUCAGCCUCAGAAGGACAUGGUUGGAUGGCUAGUUUUAUUUUAUAAUGGAUAGCACUUACAAUGCCAUAGUAUUAAUAUUUUAAAGCAUAAGACGAGUACAGUUUUUGAAAAAGUAAUUUAUUGUGUGUGAUCAUUUUGAAAGUGCACAUUCCUACUGGAACCUGAAUCAGAACUCUACUGAAUGUAUCUAGUCUGUUUUCAUUUUAUUAAUUAAAAUGAAACAUUCGUUACUUUAAAAAAUCAACACAGGUGGUUUACCAGCUGUCUUUGGGAAUUACACGAGACUAAGACAACUGCAAAAGGCACUGAUAAUAUUCAAGAAAUGUAAAACAUUAUACUGGCCAAAUGAUUGUAAUUAGCAUAGUCAGUUGUAGUAUGCCUGUGCUAAUCUUUAAAAACAGUGGUGAUGGAUGGGUCUCAGCUUAAUUUCAAACACAUAAGAACUAAUUUCAUAAAGAUGUAUAAUCAACAGAAAAACUGCAUAAAUUAUCAGCUACA